GCAGACUCCAGAUUCCCGGACAUAAGCGCACGCGUGGAUUUGUAGUUCAACUGCAGAUUCUUAUCUCUGUAGAACGAUGAGAUCUAUGGAAUCUACCGGUAUUGUAGCUGAUAAGUUCUGCAUUCUACUUACUUUUGAAGACACUAAGUCCAACAAACUGCUUUGAAUAUGUCUAUGUUUUUAUGCUUUUGGUUCUAUAUAUGGUUUACAUGUUUCUGAAAAAUUUCAAUUUAAUUUAUACAGAAAUUUCCUGCAAAUUUUAUGCUGAAAUACAGUUCUUUAUUGGAUGAUUCGAUGGAAAUUAAACUACGGAAUGGUUAUAUUCAACCUGUUCAAGUUGAUAAAUCUAAGUGUCAAAUGAAAGGUGUUAAAUGGUUUUUCAAUACUCUGGAGCUCAAAGGGGGCGAGUUGCUUGUUUUUGAGUACUUUGGCCGCUCUAGAAUCAAUCUUUAUAUAAUUGGUAGCAAUGGUACAGAGAUACGUUACCCAGACAGAGUACAUAUUUUACAGCGAUGUUCCCCGGGAAUAGUUACCCUUGCUGAUGGUGGCUGGAGGUUUGUCACAACUCGUAGUGAUUUGGAUGCUGUUAUUGGUUACAUUGAUCCUCCCGCUGCCUUCAUUGAUCGAUGUGGUUUUGCAUUGCCGAAGCGUAUUAUAUACCUUCUGAGUAAUGGAAAGAAAUUUGUUGGGUCAUAUGAUUCUGAGGCCUGUCGGUUUUCUGGUUUGAAAUCUAUGUUUGAUAUAGUAGGUUUAGAUGUUAUCCAUGGUGUGCGUACCUUUUUGUUUACUUAUGAUGGAACCGAAAGGAUUGUUAUAUCUGCAUUUGAUUCGCAAUAUAAUGAGAUUGUGUUCCAAGGAACACCACUUUGUAUGGGUAAAUAAUCUCAUUACGUUAAAUAUUUAGUAC
Molecule: messenger RNA, 907 nt
Organism: Daucus carota subsp. sativus
Lineage: Eukaryota; Viridiplantae; Streptophyta; Magnoliopsida; Apiales; Apiaceae
Exons: 4
Coding region: 262-882 (206 amino acids)
Source: RefSeq, a predicted model, not a curated record